This is a messenger RNA of Triticum turgidum subsp. durum (durum wheat), 423 nucleotides long. Lineage: Eukaryota; Viridiplantae; Streptophyta; Magnoliopsida; Poales; Poaceae. The record is from the annotation of a GenBank genome assembly.
AUGGGCAAGGAAAAUCGGACUCAGAAAAGAAUUGAUUUGGUGUUUAAAAGGAAAAGAGAUGAUAUAAUUGAAGUUGAGGAAGACCAAGUAUUGCCCUUACUUGAAUUGGAACAGCAACAACCUGAACAACAACAUAACCAAGACGGAGGAGUUCGAACAAAUGAAGUUGUUACAUUCCGGGGUAUUGAGUUCUUGCAGCGGGAUCUUGGAUUGCGCCCUCAAAUUUGGCAAUAUCCACCAGACCAGAGAGAUAUCGUGAGGAGAGCAUAUUUGAUGUUAGGUCCUAUGCAACCCCGCCUAGAGAACUAUAAACCUUCUGGUGAACCAGGGCAUCAACGCCGCUUCCAAUAUAGUUGGUUUGAUGAUUUUCCGUCAUGGCUAGAGUAUUCAGAGGAGAAAAGUUGUGUGUAUUGUCUAUAUUGA